Messenger RNA from Ictalurus punctatus (channel catfish), 455 nucleotides. It is a transcript of the gene atp5mg, whose product is annotated as ATP synthase, H+ transporting, mitochondrial F0 complex, subunit g. Lineage: Eukaryota; Metazoa; Chordata; Actinopteri; Siluriformes; Ictaluridae. The record is from RefSeq and is marked provisional. Gene Ontology annotation, biological process: proton motive force-driven ATP synthesis. Gene Ontology annotation, molecular function: proton transmembrane transporter activity.
GUACUAACGAGAGACGAGCUGCAAAUUAUCAUAUCGAGAAGCCAUGGCUCAGGCGGUACAGAAACUGGUUGCUAAAGUACCAUCUUUGGUUGGGGCCGCGGUGAGCUACUCGAAGCCCCGGUUAUCGACCUUCUGGUACUAUGCCCGUGUGGAGCUGGUGCCACCUUCCCCAGCCGAGAUCUCGAAGGCAGUAGCUGGAGUGUCCGACCUCGCCAAGGCCUUCCAGGCUGGCCGUCUGGGUCAGACCACAGUCCGGGAUGCUCUGAGGAAUGGUCUGGUCGCCACAGAAGUUCUAAUGUGGUUCUACAUUGGCGAGAUCAUUGGAAAAGGAGGCAUUGUGGGAUAUGAUGUAUAAAUGUGGACUGUCUUGUUGCUUAUUACCUAUUUGUCUAAGCCCCUUGUUUCCAGUUUGAACUUCUUGGACUCCAGGAACUAAAUAAAUAUCUAUUGUUCAA